This is a messenger RNA of Papaver somniferum (opium poppy), 3064 nucleotides long. RefSeq names its product beta-galactosidase-like. Gene Ontology annotation, biological process: carbohydrate metabolic process. Gene Ontology annotation, molecular function: carbohydrate binding; beta-galactosidase activity. Bases 197 to 2797 code for a protein of 866 amino acids. NCBI's taxonomy places the organism in Eukaryota, Viridiplantae, Streptophyta, Magnoliopsida, Ranunculales, Papaveraceae. Gene Ontology annotation, cellular component: cell wall; vacuole. The record is from RefSeq and is a predicted model, not a curated record. The transcript has 18 exons.
CCCAAUAAUAACUCACUUUUAUCAUACUCUCCUCUGCAACUCUCAAGAAAAAAGCUCCAAUGCCCAUGACUGACUGAAAAAAACAUUCUCUCUUUCUCUCAAUUGAAACCCCAUUUCCUCUUUCUUUCUCUCUUCUAGAAACAGAGGAAGAAACAGAGUAGGGGGUUGUAUUUCAUCAUCAUCAUCAUCAGUUGCAAUGUGGAGGCAGCAUAGAAUGUUACUCAAACUAUCAUUGUUAUUAUUAUGUAAUUAUUGUUUUAGUGGAGUAAUAGGUUUAGUAACUUAUGAUGAAAAAGCUAUUGUUGUUAAUGGGCAAAGAAGAAUUCUUAUUUCUGGAUCCAUUCAUUACCCAAGAAGUACUCCUGAGAUGUGGCCAGAUCUUAUUGAGAAAGCAAAAGAAGGAGGAUUAGAUGUGAUUCAAACUUAUGUUUUCUGGAAUGGGCAUGAACCCUCUCCUGGACAAUACUAUUUUGGGGAUAGAUAUGAUCUUGUUAAGUUUAUCAAGUUGGUACAAGAAGCUGGUCUCUAUGUUCAUCUCAGGAUUGGACCUUAUGUUUGUGCUGAAUGGAAUUUUGGGGGAUUUCCUGUUUGGCUAAAGUAUGUACCUGGUAUAAGUUUUAGAACAGACAAUGAGCCAUUCAAGAUUGCCAUGAAAGGAUUUACUGUAAAGAUAGUGGACAUGAUGAAGGAAGAAAAGCUUUUCGAAUCUCAGGGAGGUCCAAUAAUUCUUGCGCAGAUAGAGAAUGAGUAUGGACCAAUGGAGUAUGAAUUGGGUGAUCCUGCGAGGGCUUAUACAGACUAUGUUGCUAAAAUGGCAGUAGGUCUCGGCAUUGGUGUACCGUGGGUCAUGUGUAAGCAAGAUGAUGCCCCUGAUCCAAUAAUAAACACUUGUAAUGGUUUCUACUGCGAUUGGUUUUCUCCAAACAGGCGUUAUAAACCAAAAAUGUGGACAGAAAACUGGACUGGCUGGUUUACAGAGUUUGGUGGUCCCGUUCCUCAUCGACCAGCUGAAGACUUGGCAUUUUCAGUGGCCAAGUUUAUCCAGAAAGGUGGAUCCUUUAUGAACUACUAUAUGUACCAUGGAGGGACAAAUUUUGGUCGAACUGCUGGUGGUCCUUUUAUAGGCACUAGCUAUGAUUAUGAUGCUCCUCUCGAUGAAUUUGGUCUACUAAGAGAACCAAAAUGGGGCCAUUUGAGGGAUCUGCACAGAGCCAUCAAGCUUUGCGAACCCGCAUUAGUUUAUUCAGAACCAGCUGUCAAGAUACUAGGAGACAAGCAAGAGGCUCACGUCUUCAACUACAAAUCUGGAGGCUGUGCUGCAUUUCUUGCCAACUAUAAUACAAAAUAUUUUGCAAAUGUGGCCUUUGGGGAUAUGCAUUACCAUCUCCCCCCUUGGUCUAUCAGCAUCCUUCCUGAUUGUAAAACUACUGUUUUCAACACUGCAAGGGUGAGAAUAUACUCACUUUUAGCUCCCCGUUUCAAAGAAACUUGGUGCUCUUUGAACUUAACAAAAUGUCAUGAACAGGUUGGCUCUCAAAGCGCUCACAUGAAGAUGACCCCAGUAGGUGAUGGAUUCGCUUGGCAGUCGUUCAAUGAGGAGCCUGCUUCCUAUGAUGACAGUACAAUUACAGUAUCAGGUCUUUUGGAGCAAAUAAAUACCACAAGAGACGUAACGGAUUAUCUGUGGUACUCGACAGAUGUCAAGAUAGACUCAAAUGAAGAAUUCUUAAAGAAUGGAAAGUAUCCUGAGCUCACUAUAAUAUCAGCUGGCCAUGCUUUGCAUGUUUUCAUCAACGGUCAGCUCUCAGGAACUGCAUAUGGGAGUUUAGAGGACCCAAGACUAACAUUUAAGGAAAGUAUGAAGUUAAGAGCUGGACUUAACAAGAUUUCCAUCUUAAGCAUUGCUGUUGGUCUUCCGAAUAUCGGGCCACAUUUUGAGACAUGGAAUGCGGGGGUUCUAGGUCCAGUCAUGUUGAGUGGUCUCAAUGAGGGAAGAAGAGAUUUGUCGUGGCAAAAAUGGUCGUACAAGAUUGGGUUAGAAGGCGAAGCUUUGGGUCUUCAUUCCCUGAGUGGGAGUUCCACUGUUGAAUGGGUAGAAGCAUCUUUAGCAGCUCAGAGACAACAUUUAACAUGGCACAAGACUCUAUUCAGUGCACCUGAAGGAGAUGUUCCAUUGGCGUUAGAUAUGGGUACAAUGGGAAAAGGUCAGGUCUGGAUAAAUGGGAAGAGCAUUGGUCGUUAUUGGCCUGCUUAUAAAGCAUCUGGUGGUACUUGUGGUAGCUGCAAUUAUGCUGGUACCUAUAACGAGAAGAAAUGCGAAAGUAAUUGUGGAGAGGCCUCCCAGAGAUGGUAUCAUGUUCCUCGGUCAUGGCUGAAACCAACCGGGAACUUAUUGGUAGUUUUCGAAGAAUGGGGUGGUGAUCCGAAUGGAAUUUCUUUUGUCGGAAGAACUAUUGAAAGCGUUUGUGCGGAUAUUUUUGAAUGGCAACCAACGAUUGCAAACUAUUGGAGGCAAGUUUCAGGCAAAGAUGCUACUCCAAUAAGACCCAAAGCUCAUUUAUGGUGUGCCCCUGGUCAGAAAAUUUCAUCAAUAAGGUUUGCUAGUUUUGGAACUCCAGAAGGAUCCUGUGGAAGCUUUAGAGAAGGGAGUUGUCAUGCUCAUAAAUCGUACAAUGCUUUUGAAACGAGAUGCAUCGGUCAGCAAUCAUGCUCAGUAUCUAUAGCCCCUGAGGUCUUUGGAGGUGACCCAUGUCCAAACACUUUGAAAAAACUCUCAGUUGAAGCCGUUUGCAGUUGAUCCCCGAAAAUAUUCGGUGUAAAUCAAACAUACAAGGCCUCAAAAUUUCCGAGGUUCUUUACAGUUUGUUCGAGUUUUGUCCCAAAUAUAUAUGCUGUAUAGAUUUACAGCUAGCAGAGAUUGGCACAAGCCAAUUUAUACGACUCGAUGUACAUAGAUUUGUCACUAUCGGCUAGCAAGAAUAUAUUGAUUAAUGUAACUCCAAGGUUUGUACCUUCUGUCGAGCCAUAUCGAUUAAUAUAAUUGGAAGUUCACAAGUUUUGUGGG